AUGCCAGGCAGACGUGUCGAGAUUAAGCGCAAACAUAGUGGGUUCGUCGUCCCGAGCUCGAUACUGACACCGGCCAAACAGGCUCGCAAAGUAAGACAGCGACGCAGGAAUGCCAUGCCCUUUGAUACCAAGAAAGCAAAGUUUUCGGCCUUGCCCAACGAGAUCCUGUUGAUGGUCUUCAGCCACCUUGAUGUCCCCUCGCGUAUCACCUUGGGCCUCACCUGCCGGUUUUUCGCCGCUAUGUCACAAUGCGUGCCUACGGAUCUCAACGACAAGCCCUCAGUAGUGAAGUACCACGCGAAAUGCCAAAAUCCACCUUGCCUCUAUGCCAACCACAUAUCGGAUCGGCGCAUUCUCCUUCUCCAGAUCAAGAACUGGAUGCCGCGUGGCUACCGUCUUUGCUGGGUGUGUCUCAAAUAUACCAAAAUCGGCAGAAGCGCCGGACACCGCUGGCAUUCCACAACACGCGUGCGCUUCGACGGCUAUUGUCGACUCAACCUGCCCGCGACUGAUGGUCUUCGAGAAAUCCAUGCUCACCGCGACUGUUCUCGUUCCGGUCCGGACCUUCACUGGUGGGCUGUCGCCAAUCCCGGGGCUGCUGGUGGUUUCAUUCGGUCCAAUGGAUCCGUGACCCCAUCACCAUCCGCCCAUAUCUACAAUGCGGGCUUUUGA
Capronia epimyces CBS 606.96 is the source of this 672-nucleotide messenger RNA. RefSeq lists its product as uncharacterized. The record is from RefSeq and is a predicted model, not a curated record. Lineage: Eukaryota; Fungi; Ascomycota; Eurotiomycetes; Chaetothyriales; Herpotrichiellaceae. The transcript has 2 exons. Bases 1 to 672 code for a protein of 223 amino acids. Gene Ontology annotation, molecular function: protein binding.